This is a messenger RNA of Diabrotica balteata, 885 nucleotides long. The record is from the annotation of a GenBank genome assembly. NCBI's taxonomy places the organism in Eukaryota, Metazoa, Arthropoda, Insecta, Coleoptera, Chrysomelidae.
UAGCUAUACGAUUAAAAAGGUCAAAUUAUGGAGUUGGAAGUUUGUGAACAGUUACCUUCAGAAAAUGACAUCAGCUCCAAACACUGCCUGACAUUGGGAGUUGGAGAACUAAAUGUAAACAGAGUUUAUGUAUUCGGAACCUAUAUUGGCGGUAUAAUUGUGGCUCUGGUGGCAGUCGUGGUAGCUUUUACAUACUGCUAUUGCAACAGAAGGAGUAAACUCACGAGGAAUUUACAGAAUGAUCUACCGCCUGUAAGUAAAAAUAUUUACGGUAGUCCCGGUCCAAGUGCUCCUAUGGAGAUGAAUUCGUUACUUCCUCCACACCUUCCUCCUCAACGGAGUCACCAUGGAUCCAAUAAAAAUAGCUUUCAAUCUGUACCACAAUAUACAUUUAAAGAAGUUAGAUUUUUAGACGAAUUAGGAGAAGGCGCGUUUGGUAAAGUUUACAAAGGAGAACUAAAGACAAAGACUGGCAAAAUAUUUGUAGCAGUGAAAUCCCUUAAAGAAAACGCAAGUGCUAAGACACAGGCUGAUUUCCAGCGGGAAAUUGAACUCAUAUCUGAACUUAAACAUCCGAAUAUCAUUUGUUUACUGGGUGUGGUGAUGAAACAGGAACCAAUGUGUAUGCUUUUUGAAUAUAUGUCUGAGGGAGAUCUACAUGAAUUCUUAAUAGCAAAUUCUCCAGAAGAAGGAAAAUGUUUGACACAUAAUCAAUUUUUAGAUGUAGCUAUUCAAAUUGCACAAGGUAUGGAAUAUCUCUCAGCGAAUCAUUACGUACAUAGAGACUUAGCAGCUAGGAAUUGCCUUGUAUCCAAAGAUUUAGUGGUUAAAAUUAGUGAUUUUGGAUUAAGUAGAGAUAUGUACAGUUGUGAUUAUUAUCGGUAA